AUGGCCAAGGUCAUUUUCACCCCCUGGAAGGAGCACUCCUCAUUACUCGCGGUGCGGGGACAAUUCUACCCUGCGCCAUUCUACGAUGGGCCAGACAUGCGCUCCAAGGCCUGCGCCACGGUUGGGGCCUGGAAACUACGAGGAAAUCUGCCCCAUCCGGUCGAGGCCACGGCCUUGCUAACGGAUGCCAUUCUUCAUGAUGAUGCGCAGAAAAAUUCCAUAUUCUCUAUUAGAGCCACGUAUUCGGCUGCGUUUUGUCGAUUCGUGACUGGCCUCGUUGACUCUAAGCUCAACGGCCAACGAAAGACCAUGUUCCAGAGAGCCAUUGACCUUGGAUUACCGGCCUCGUUCGUGGAACUGCGCCACGAGGCCACGCAUCGUGAGCUGCCUUCAUUGACAGUGUUGCGGAAUGCUACGCAGCGGUCUCUUGAAUGGCUCUGGGAUUACUACUGGGCCAAGACCGAUCUGAGUGCCGAUAUGGUGCCUGGAGUGUCUGAACCUGGGAUGUUUGAUGGGGCUGAUGAUGAUGUCGAGCCCAUCAAGGCGGCUGCCAGGGAUAGCUUGGAGCAGUUGCUGGUAGAGGAAGAGUCGUCAGAACCGCCCCGGAAGAAGAGGCGGUUUCAACAGAAUGUGUCUUUUGCGUCUACGCAUUUGGUCUCGAUAUGCAAGUCCUCUAGCUACGGGGCGUCUACGCUGGCGAAUGUUAUUGUGGAAGACUCGAUAUUGGUUCCUGCAGGACGGAAGAUUGGUGAUUCCAUGACGGAAACAUUCUCCAAAUGGGAUCCGUUACUGCAGAUGCUCGCAGAGGGCCAUGCUCCGGUCCUGGCAGCGCUGGCAGAGGAAUUGGUGAACGUACUCGCCUUUUCAGACUCGAGGAACCUGAAGAAUGACCCCCAUCUCGAAGGAACAUACAUGUGGCUGGACCAUAUCCUUCGUUCGCCGGAAUGGGAGUCUCGAGGGCGACUACUCUCCCACGCGUACAUUCUCGCUGUUUGCGAGCAGAGUUCCAACCACUGGACGGCGCUUCUGGGAGAGACCAUACAGGAGAAGAGUGGUCAAACCGCUGGAAAGGUAUCAGCGUCAAGUCAGUCCAAGACCGAGUCUGGACUCAAGCGGACCGAAGACGCUGAAGACCUGAAGGAGCUGAAGAAAUUCGGAUGGGAAACCGUAGAUACAUGGGAUACGCGGCCGUUAGGGAUACAGGUUCAGCAUUCACAAACCCUUAUGUCCAUGUGCCUUACCAGAGCUGUCUGGUCAUCCGUGAGGUUUCAACCCGUGAGAGCAAGAGUGCCAGCGCCAGCGCGACAAAUCAGAGCCAUGCAUGUGCAGUCGAUCCCGAUAAUUACCCCAAGGUACUUGUUUUCCUCUUCCUUGCUGACCCCGCCAGGGACCGGGAAGGGCAACAACUAUGCCUACCUGGUGACGGACGAGCCGACCAAGCAGUCUGUCAUUAUCGACCCGGCCAAUCCGCCCGAAGUGGCCCCGAAGCUGCAACCUAAGAUCGACGCGGGGGAGAUUACACUCACGGCUAUUGUCAGCACACAUCAUCACUGGGAUCAUGCCGGCGGAAACAAUGAAAUGCUGAAAACCUUUGGCCAACUACCCGUCAUUGGAGGCAAGGACUGCCAGGCUGUCACCAAGACCCCGGCCCAUGGUGAAGUGUUCAAGAUUGGAGAGCGCAUCUCUGUCAAGGCUCUGCACACGCCCUGCCAUACGCAGGACAGUAUCUGCUACUUUAUGCAGGAUGGUGAUGAGAAGGUUGUCUUUACUGGAGAUACCUUGUUCAUUGGAGGAUGUGGUCGGUUCUUCGAGGGCACUGCCCCGGAAAUGCACAAGGCGUUGAACGAGACGCUGGCAGCGUUGCCAGAUGAUACCAAGGUUUAUCCUGGCCAUGAAUACACCAAGGGAAAUGUCCAGUUCUGUCUGGCUGUGUCGCAGUCGGAGCCUAUUAAGAAGCUGGAGGCUUUUGCAAAUGAGAACAAGGAGACGCAGGGAAAGUUUACUAUUGGCGAUGAGAAGCUUCAUAACGUGUUCAUGCGUGUCAAUGACCCUGAGAUCCAGAAGAAGACGGGCAAGACGGACCCGGUUGAGGUGAUGGCAGCGCUGAGAGAGAUGAAGAACAGUAUGUAA
Molecule: messenger RNA, 2130 nt
Organism: Aspergillus sclerotioniger CBS 115572
Lineage: Eukaryota; Fungi; Ascomycota; Eurotiomycetes; Eurotiales; Aspergillaceae
Product: glyoxylase
Exons: 13
Coding region: 1-2130 (709 amino acids)
Biological process (GO): rRNA processing
Cellular component (GO): Las1 complex
Molecular function (GO): endonuclease activity; hydroxyacylglutathione hydrolase activity
Source: RefSeq, a predicted model, not a curated record